CUCGCCAGCCGCGCCCGCGCCGUGGCCCAGCCGCCCGCCCAGCGCCGCGCCGCCCUCGCCGAGCCCGACGUGGGCAUCUCCCGGUUCGCCUCCUCACUCCCCGGCUUCCGCGGCGCCCUCAAGCAGCGCUACUCCGACUUCGUCGUCCACGAGGUCGCCCGCGACGGCACCCUCGUCCGCCUCACCUCCUUCGACCUCCCCGACGAGCGUGCAGAUACGGAUGACGAGGCCGACGCUGACCUCCCGCACGCACUUGAAUCGUUCCGGCUGCUCUGUGGUGACGCCGAUUGUGAGGCGUUGAGGGGAUUUCUGUCGAGGGUUUCAGAAGGUGAUAGUGAUGUCUCACCGAUCAUUCUCUCCCCUGAUGCCGACAAGGCUCAUCGCUUGGAGGUGCAUGACUUCUUCAAGAGGAACUUCAUCUUCUUGGUGACGGACACCGUUGAGCACAGCGAUGGGGUCCAGAGGUGUAUUAGGGUGCGGUUGAGGUCAGGGCCACGUGGCCGGAGGAACAGGACGGGCACAGGAAGUUCUGAACCUUCAGGCUGGAGAGAUGACAGGCCAUUUGAUAGUAGAGGAUCUGUAACCUGGCCUUAUCAUCUUGGGAAGUUUCUCAGGUUUCAUCUCUACAAAGAGAACAAGGACACCCAGGAGGCACUAAGAGUUAUAGGAAAAAUGUUAGGGCUUCAGCCACGAUCUUUUAGGAUUGCAGGGACAAAGGAUAAACGUGCUAUUACAACCCAGCAGGUAACACUUUUCAAGGUACAUGCCAGUAGGUUGGCCGCUCUAAAUAAUAAACUCACUGGCAUUAAAGUUGGAGAUUUUAAUUAUGUAAAGGAGGGCCUUGUUCUUGGUCAACUCAUGGGAAACCGAUUUACAAUUACCUUAAGGAGUGUUAUCGCAGAAUCAGAAGACAUGAUUAAGGUAGCUGUUGAUGGAUUGAUAAAAAGUGGGUUUAUCAAUUACUACGGUCUGCAGCGUUUUGGUAGUGCUUCAGUACCAACUCAUCUCGUUGGUGCUGCUUUGCUUAGAGGAGAGUGGAGAAGUGCUGUUAGCUUGAUUCUUGAUCCAAGGGAAGGAGAGUGUGAUGACAUGAAUGGGGUGAGGGAACAUUACAAGGAACAUGGUGAUAUUGAUGUGGCAAUUAGGAAUUUUCCUCGGCGUCUCAUAGCAGAGAGGGCUAUCCUUCAGCGUUUGAAGAAGUACCCUGGCAACUAUCUACAAGCACUAAUGGCUAUACCUAGAACACUGAGAUUGAUGUAUGUACAUAGUUACCAGAGUUAUCUAUGGAACCAUGCUGCGAGUAUGAGAGCUGGAAUAUAUGGUUUAUCAGGGGUCAUAGAAGGUGACUUGGUUUACAAAAAAGAAUGUCUUGGAGAAGGAACUGUAACAGAUGCUUCAGAAAAUAAUGAUGACCACACCAACACAUCUGAAAUGGCCAUAUUUGCUGAAACACUUCCGGAAGAAACGAUCCAGUCUGUCAAGAUAGCUGAUUCUGAAGAUUUAUUGAAGGCAGUGUACACACUCGAGGAUGUUGUCCUUCCUUUGCCUGGCUCAGAAACAUUGUUUCCUGGAAAUGAAGUUGCUGGGAUUUACCAUGAAAUAGCUAACAAGGAUGGUAUUAGCCUGACAGAGAGCACCCAUGGAGUCAAGGAAUUCUCGAUUACAAGCAUGAAAGGAGGUUACCGUCGUGUAUUACAACGACCUAUUGACUGUGAAUGGGACCUCAUGACUUACACAGAUGACAAAAUACACUUAGUGGAGACUGACUUAGAUGUUCUAUCCAAAGCCAAGCCAUCUGAAGUAAAUGAACUGUUAUCUACAGGGGCGUCACAUGAUGAUUCAUUGGACACCUCUGGAGCAACCAUCCUAGCAGAGACCGAAUCUAUUGGCAGCUCAGAUCUGUUACCAGAGCUUGCCGUAAAAUUAAGUUUUACUCUACCGACAUCAUCUUAUGCUACGAUGGCUAUCAGGGAGCUGACGAAGACUUCAACUUCGGUUGAUUGUCAGAAAGCAUUAAACUCCUGAACCUGCAGCAACAUGCAUCAUCUGCGAAAACUGAUCUAAUCUUGAACGGGUGGAAGUUAAGUGGGUACGUUCCAUCAGCAAACUUUGUCCAAUGACUGUUACUUUCCUGGAUUCUACAUGUUGACUUCUAUAGCAUUUCUGUAAUUUAGGGGAGGAUGCGGUCAGCUAGCGAGAAAAGAACGACCACUAGUUGGGAUGUCCCACUGAGCAGAGUAGGCAGUUUACCUGAAAAAGGAAAAUCAAAAGGAAAACGAGCAACUGUAGGCAGUUUUGUUUUGUACUAUGAAUUAUAAGGGAUGUUGCUUCGAUCAGUAUUGCAUUGUACACGGAGCAGGUCUAAUACCCUGUACAGCUAUUAGUAAGUAAAACUUGCUAGUUAUGCUCCUUCCAGUUCA
Molecule: messenger RNA, 2420 nt
Organism: Triticum dicoccoides
Lineage: Eukaryota; Viridiplantae; Streptophyta; Magnoliopsida; Poales; Poaceae
Product: pseudouridylate synthase 7 homolog
Exons: 20
Biological process (GO): pseudouridine synthesis
Cellular component (GO): nucleus
Molecular function (GO): pseudouridine synthase activity; RNA binding
Source: RefSeq, a predicted model, not a curated record